UGAUGUGAUGCUCAAUCCCGAUUUCCAAAUGCUAAACGAUCACAUUGUAUGGCACAGAUCCAAUGCAGAAAUUGCACUACCAAUCGAUCUGAAUGAAAUUGAUUUUAAAGUGAAAGGUCAAUUGUACGACAGUUUUCACGCGUUUAUUGGUGAUAUCGAGUGCAUUUUGCACAAUUGCUUCAUACACUCAGGAUCUAAUUGGAUCAUCAUGAAAGCUGCCAGUAAUUUAAUAAAAUUUUGUGCCCAGGAAUUCGAAGAAAUUUGCAGUUGCUACGAUUGUUAUGAAAAGAAGCGUUUAAAAUCAAAUGAAUGGCGUAAAAUGGUCUGCAAUAAGCUGCACUUGCUGCUCUGGGUAAAGUUAUCAACGAAAGCAAUGCGAUCGCAAAAUUGUUGGCCAUGUGAAAAAGAUUUUAACUACUGGCCGGCCAAAUUCAUUUCGUUCACACCAAAUCAAACCUCUAUCAAAGUCAUUUUCUUCGGCCAUAAUAAUUUUGUCGAUGUUCCGGCAGAAAAUUGCCAACUGUUUACAAUCAACUCAUCAUCACCGAUCAAUAAAGCACACCGGAUGACCGGCAUUGGUCUGGCCAUCGAGGAGCUGAAACAGUAUACAGCGAGCAUUAAACGGAAGUUUAACUGUCGAUUUGUGGACACAUUGCCAUGCACACCGUUUGAUUUGGAACGUAUUGAGGAACACAUGAAUGCAAUGUUUCCGGGAUACAACGACCGUUUGCCAACACAGCACAGUCUCGCAAGCACACAAGGUAAAGAAAGUAUCUUAUAUGAUGGCCACAUCGAUAAUGGUGGCGUCGACGAAAUUCCAGCGAAAAAACAACGGUUGAACAUUUCAAAGGAAGUGGAUUGCUUUCAGCAGAUGUCAAAAUUAAAGUCAAAACUCGAAAUUCAAAUGUCUGAAUUAAACACUUUGAUGCGACAACAUGCCAAUAGUGAACCUUUAAACAAGCAGUUGAACGAACGUUUGCAAGCCGUCACAUCUGAACGGAAUAAACUAAGAAUGAAUGCAAGCAUCGAAUUGAACCAAAUAUCAAACGCUCACGCCAGAGAAGUGACAGCUCUCAAUGAAAAACUUUCCAUCGAAAAGAUGAAGAAUAAACAAAAGUGCUCUCGGAUUCGGUCACUAAAUCGCGAGAUUGCUAAAUCCAAGUACGAAUUAUGUCUUCGCGAGGAGAAAACACACCAACAAGCGCUGACUGAAAAUCAAACAAAGAUCGAUGACUUAUUGGCAGAAAUCCAAGUCAUGAGUGCUGAAAAUGCGAGGGCAACCGAAGCAAUAGCCACUAUGAAAGAAAAUCAUCAAAAAUCGACCAAACAACUGCGCGACAUCCUCGCAGCUGGUCACAAAAAUGCGAUGAAAUUAUUUGAAACCAAAUUAAGAAAAGAAUAUCAAAGUGAGAUCGCUUCUUUGAAUCAAACACACGUAAAAGUACUGAACGGUUUGCUGGCGCAAAUUCAAGAAAUGAAUUCAAAAAUGUUGGCCAAAAAAUGCAAUGGAAUCGACGAAGAAGACAAAAGGAGAAUAGAGCAAGAAUGGAGCAAGAGUCUCGAAGCUGAUCAUCAAAAAGAGUUACAGGAACUUCGUGAACUACACAAAAAGGAAUUGGACGAAAAAGAACUUGCCAAAGAACGAAUUUUGAUUGCCAUUGAACAAUUUCCGGAUUUUAUAGCACAUCAACUUUCCGCAUUCACCGAACACCUUUCAAAAUGAAGACCAUGCGCUAUAAACACUCCAAAGGACUCACCAAACAACUUCAUCGCUUAAUUUCAUUCCAAUUUUUUUUUCAAAGUUAAUAUAAAUUCGUAAUUCUCUCAAAUA
Contarinia nasturtii (swede midge) is the source of this 1831-nucleotide messenger RNA. RefSeq lists its product as uncharacterized. Lineage: Eukaryota; Metazoa; Arthropoda; Insecta; Diptera; Cecidomyiidae. The record is from RefSeq and is a predicted model, not a curated record. Gene Ontology annotation, molecular function: protein binding. The coding region runs from base 8 to 1723 and encodes 571 amino acids. The transcript is spliced from 5 exons.